This is a messenger RNA of Symbiodinium sp. CCMP2456, 1998 nucleotides long. Lineage: Eukaryota; Dinophyceae; Suessiales; Symbiodiniaceae. The record is from the annotation of a GenBank genome assembly.
AUGAGGAGUCUGAGGAUGAGGAAGAGAAGCGUCUCAAGAAACUCACCUCUUACCAAGAGGACUGCAUGUGACUGUGAAGUUCUACGUAUGCAUGAGCACAAAAGCUUUGGCAAGUUCGGGGACUCCUUGCUGUCCAAGGCUGCCAAGCUCGCGGAGGUGCUUGCCGAACUGGAAGGCUUUGUCGAGGAAGGCAGCAAGAAGUCGGAGCAGAAACGCCUGGCUCAGUCUAUCCGUGGCCUGGAAGAGGCUAUCGCAUGCCUGAAUGCAGAGCAUGAGAAUGUGGAGGCUCAAAAGGUCAAUUCUCAAGAGCUGGCCGACAAGUUGCUGGCCAAGAUGAAAGAGCAAGUGAGGACACUUCUGAAAGCAUUGACAAAGGCGGCUGAGGAGAAGGUGCAUUUGGCACAAAGUGCCACGCAGCUGCUGAUCAAGUGCGCAGACGGCUCUUGGAAGCCUAAUCCGUCGUCGGAAUCUGGGGACGACACAGCCGGUCAUCUCCUCAACGAGCUGGCCAGCAUGGUUGGCAGUGGUGCGGUUUGCAAGCACACGCUGAAGGUGGCGCAGGCUGCAGUCAAGGACAACCCCAACAGCCAAUCAAGUGCCUUGCUUCAAUUUGCAGCAGUGAGGUCUAAGGAUGCGGAGUCGGGAGCGCACCGCAUCUUUCGGCAGCAUGGUCUCGCAGUCAAUGUGACAAUUGAUCGGCUGGAUCUAGGGAAUGCCCCUGUGUUGAAAAGUUUCCCUUUCAUCAAACUUUCAAGCUGGGUGACCUACCUUUUGGAUCACAACCUCCUGCACAAGCUCACGGGCAUUCAGGAUGAACUUUACAUGGGGGAGGUUUUGGUGGAGUUUUGGGCACGUUAUCGAGCCCUGUUUCCACAACAUGAUCUGUGGAACCACUCAGACAUCGACCUGUCCAGGGCGAUACCGGUGUAUACCCACACGGACGAGGGGAGAACAUACAAGAAACGACCGUUACUUGUUUUCUCAACCCAUGGAUGUUUGGGUUUGGGAACCCAACCACAGCACAGGGCGCAAGCCGACGAUCACAUGGUGGAUGGGCAGGACAUCCCCUUGGAAGAUUCUGAGAUGAAUAUGAAUUUCAUCGGCAACACGUGGAGUACUCACUUUAUCCAUGCGAGCCUUCUCAAAUCCGUAUCAGAUGAUGAACCUCAGGCUAUCCCGGGAAUGAUGAAAGAGUAUGCGGCAGACCUGCAAACUCUCUACAAUGUGGGUGGCACUGACAGUCGCGGACAGAGGCGGGUGUGGAUCGUACAUUGUGGCACCAAAGGUGAUCUUUUGGCUUUGUCCAAGCUUGGAUCCUUUACACGGGACUACACUCGCAUGCCUCGGGCGGGCCAGUCGAAGCAGUUGGCUGUUGGCAUUUGCCAUCUCUGCCAAGCUGGACGUGAGUUCGAGGACCCAGCGGGGAAUGUUCCGUUUGAAGAUGUGUCUUCACGUGCCAGGUGGCAUGCAUCCAUGCACCAGGAGUACCCGUGGCAGCAAAUGCCCCCAAUCCUGGAAGGAGUUCCCCGAAAUGCUCCUGGUGAAGAGGCGGCAUUUUUUUGCCUGGAUCUAUGGCAUUGCUGGCACUAUGGGCUAGCAAAGGUUUUCGUGCCCAGCGUGUUGCUGGUGUUCCAGGAAACACUCAUUCCGGGUAGCAGCAUCGACAAGAGGCUAGAGUGGAUCAAUGAUGAUUGGAAGGCCUACUGCAGGAGCCACAAGUUCGCAGCCCAUGCCAUUGACAUCAACAAGGAUACGUUGGGAUACAGUGGUUCCAACUUCCCUGCUGGUCAUUGGAACAAAGGAGCCAUCAGUGCAACGUUGAUGUACUACCUCGAGUUUCUUUGCACUUUCUUGGGUGUGGACAGUACUGCCGUGAACCCACUCCACAGGGAGAUUGUUGCUUGUGUGUAUUUCGUUGUUUUGGCGAGUUUUCACAAAUCGCUGCUUUGUUUUUUCACACAUGUAUAUGCACAUAACUCUUGCUCGAAACACCCGUAG